UGACAUCACUUUCUCAGUUUAUACAUGUACAUUGCACAUACACACAUGCCUGCCAAUCCUGAACAUAAGUUCGUGUAGUCAAUGCGUAAAGCCGGUUCAGUUGAAGACAAACAGCGAAUCAGUGCAGAGCUAUUUACAAAAAUUCGUUUUACAUUAAAAUGUCCGGAAAAAGCGUGGGAGACAAUAAAAACAAUACAAAGGACGCACCGAAAAGCGAUGAAGAAAAAUUUGAAGUAGACAAGAAACUGUGCGGUUUAGUGGAGAAGCAUCCGCAGCUGUAUAAUACAGAUCACAGGGAAUAUCUUAGGAGAGACAUUACCUCUGCAACUUGGAAGGCAAUAGCCGCAUCAUGUAGUGAUACAGCGGAUAAUUGCAAGACACGUUGGCAAAAAAUACGUAGCCAGUAUAAACGAUGGCUUGAGAAGGGAAAUAAGGCUGGUAAACCAUUUAAAUUAGCUAAAUAUGUGGAAUUCGUAAGGCCGUAUUUAAAUAAUGCGGAUAGACAAACAGCAGUGGGCGUGGCAAAUGAAGUCGAAAUCGAAAAAACUGAUGUUAAAAAUGUCGUAGGCGAUAAUAAAGAUUUACCUCAACUAACGGGUGGCAUGCAAAAAAUGAAACUAGAUCAGAAGAGUGAAACACCCAAGAAAACUAUCCAAAAAGGUGGGACAUCAGCAGUGGACGUCGCAAAUAAAGUCAAAAUCGAAACAAUUGUUGUUAAAAAUGUCGUAACCGUUAAUAAAGAUUUACCUCAAUUAACGGCUGGCAUGAGUGAAACACCCAAGAAGAAUAUCCAAAAACCCAAAACCACCACCCCAAAAGGUGCGACAUCAGCAGUGGGCGUGGCAAAUAAAGAGAGUGAAACACCCAAGAAGAAUAUCCAAAAACCCAAAACCACCACCCCAAAAGGUGCGACAUCAACAGUGGGCGUGGCAAAUAAAGAGAGCGAAACACCCAAGAAAAAUAUCCAAAAACCCAAAACCACCACCCCUAAAGGUGGGACCACCGUUUAUAAUAUUACCAUAAACAAUACCCCCUAGAUCUGACACUAACAUUAGCAAUGUGAGCGCACAUCGCUUACGCUUGAAAGUGUUUCCAAUUCUUGUUUUUUUUUUUGUAAAUCGUAAAAUGUAAUAAAAUGUAUACAAAAUUUCUGUACAUCACGUGUGUACACCUAAUUUUGGCAUAAUAUUUAUACCAUUGAGAUUUAUUCACUUAAUAAAUAAACAAAUAAAAUUAA
This is a messenger RNA of Zeugodacus cucurbitae (melon fly), 1237 nucleotides long. RefSeq lists its product as uncharacterized. The coding region runs from base 159 to 1037 and encodes 292 amino acids. Gene Ontology annotation, cellular component: nucleus; transcription regulator complex. Lineage: Eukaryota; Metazoa; Arthropoda; Insecta; Diptera; Tephritidae. Gene Ontology annotation, biological process: regulation of transcription by RNA polymerase II. The record is from RefSeq and is a predicted model, not a curated record. The transcript is spliced from 3 exons.